AUGUUGAGCAUUAUUCCUCAAGAAAAUUCCAAAGCCAAGUACAGUGGAAAAAGCUUUGAUGCUUACAAAACAAAAGACUAUGAUUUUCACCUUCUCAAUGGCAGCUCAGUCAAGGUUCCCUUUAUGACUAGCAAGAAGAAGCAGUUUAUUAGAGCUUUUGAUGGUUUUAAAGUUCUUGGUCUUCCUUAUAAGCAAGGCGAAGAUAAGCGUCGUUUCACUAUGUACUUUUUUCUUCCAAAUGCAAAAGAUGGGCUUCCAAGUUUGGUUGAAAAGGUGGCUUCUGAAUUUGAUUUACUACAACACAAGCUUCCUUUUGAUAAAGUGGAAGUAGGUGACUUUAGGAUUCCAAAGUUCAAUAUUUCAUUUGGACUUGAAACUUCUGUUAUGCUAAAGGAGCUAGGUGUGGUUUUACCUUUCUCUGGUGGAGGUCUGACAAAGAUGGUGAACUCUAAUCAAAAACUUUGCACUGAAGCUGCUGCGAUAAGUGUUUUAUUUAUGCAGGCACAAUGUAUGCGUCGUCCAGCUCGAAUGGAUUUUGUAGCUGAUCACCCAUUCUUAUAUCUAAUUAGAGAUGAUUUGGCUGGAACAAUCAUCUUUGUUGGACAUGUGCUUAAUCAUCUUGAUGGGUGA
Messenger RNA from Medicago truncatula (barrel medic), 630 nucleotides. RefSeq names its product serpin-ZX. The transcript is spliced from 3 exons. NCBI's taxonomy places the organism in Eukaryota, Viridiplantae, Streptophyta, Magnoliopsida, Fabales, Fabaceae. The record is from RefSeq and is a predicted model, not a curated record. Bases 1 to 630 code for a protein of 209 amino acids. Gene Ontology annotation, molecular function: serine-type endopeptidase inhibitor activity.